Moneuplotes crassus is the source of this 2202-nucleotide messenger RNA. The record is from the annotation of a GenBank genome assembly. Lineage: Eukaryota; Ciliophora; Spirotrichea; Euplotida; Euplotidae.
GUUUAAAUGGCAUUUUUCAAAAAAUUUACAGAGAAAGCAAGCGCUAUUAGCUCAAUUGCUAAGGAAUACUACGAUGAAGGCAUCCAUUAUGCCUCUAAAGAAUUGGAGAAGGAGAAAUCUCAGCAGAAAUUACAAAAGAGAGGAGAAGAGUUCAAAGAAGUCGAAGAUAUUCAGAUUAAGAAGACCAAUUCUAACUCUCAAGUGAAGGCCAAUGCUAAUUUAGAUGAGCUCUCUUCUGAUAAUAAUGAUGAGGACACUAGCGAGAAUAUUGAAACACUUGAUGGAGACACUGACACAGAGGCUCUCAAGGAGUACGAGAUCCUGCUGGAGAACGCUAGGAAGAGAGACGAGACUUACCAGGAAUUAAUAAAAGAAAAUGAGUAUAAAAUUAUUGAGCUUUCCGAUACUAACAAAUUGCUAACUGAGAAAAUAAUGGAUUUGGAAGGAAAAUUAGAGCAAUUCAAACCUCACAAAUCUCAAGCAGAAGUUUCCAAGACAGAUUUCAAGAAAUUAAGCGAUAUCAGUCAGAAGCUGAAGCAGUUCAAGGAAGAUAUUGAUUUCAACCUUUUCACCAGAAAAGAUCCUGAUUCCUUUGGAAAAAUAUGCAUGAUUAAAUAAAGCUAUUGCAAUGGCAAAGACUAAGGCUGUUUUAGCACAGAAUGCAAAGCUUCAGGAAAGAGUAGCAAACCAAGACCUUGAAAUCGAUGACCUUAAGCAUAAAUUGGAAAAUCAGAUACUUAAAGACAGAAAAGUAAAAUCUCUAGAGAAGAAAAUCGCUGAACUCGAGGCUUUAAAGGGAAACGAAGCUAUAUUAAAGAAGGAAAAUGAUGAACAGAAGCUGAAGAUUUCAAGACUCAAUGAAGAACUUGAGGAGAUUAGGAAGAACAAGGAUAUUCUUGUCGAACACUCGACCUCAACUGAUGAAACAAUCAACAAAUUCAAGGAAUUUUGGGACUUUAUCCUCAUGGAUCAUGAGAAAGUGCUAAAUAAUCUUGACAAAAAUAUCCCGAGUUUUAAAUCCUUAUUCAACAAAUUAGAUGCGAAUGAGAAGCAGAGGUUCAAGCCUAUUUUACAAAUAGUGGCUCAUUCCUUACAAUUUCUGAAGAAGAUAGUCUCGUUGGAUGAGUCAUAUAACUUCAUUGCUAAUGUGAACGAAACAUACGACAUGGUGAACAGUAACGAUCAUGAUAAAGCAGAGCUGCUCCAGAAGCAACUGUCCAUUAUGCAAGAUGAGUGCACCAAGCUCAGGGAAAGAGAAGCUCACUCAAAGCAAAGAAUUCGAGAAAUAGAAAAAGACCUUAAGCAACUUGGAGAAAUCGAGGAAUAUAAGAAGGAGAAAGAUGACCUUGCUGAAGAGCUUGAAGAGACUAAGGAAAGAUUUGAGACCAUUGUUAGGGAAAGUAAGGAGUAUAAGCAGCAAUUACUCCUCAAAACUAACCAGCUCAAGGAGAACGAAAAGCUCAUUGAAGGCCUGAACUUUAAGGUAAUGAAAGCUCUAGAUACUGAGAGCAAACUUGAUGACGCACUCGCUCAAAAUGAUAAAUUAAGGACUGAGAUCGACCAAAAAGAGCAUGAGAUUCAAAUGACUUUAGCAGAUUACAAGAAUAUCCAAGAAGCAUUGGAUGAGAUAAAUGAGUCUUCUCAGCUACCUCAAGUUGAAGAGAAGCCUAUCGUCAAGAAUACAGACAAAGAUUACAAGAAGAAGUACGAAGCUGUACAGGAUAAGCUCUCAGACCUCUUGCCAAAGGUAGAAAUGGUAGAGAAAUACAAAGUCCAGAUUGAGGAGCUCUGUAAGGCGAAUAUUGACCUGAAGAGCAGGUAUAAAGAGAUGGAGAGGAAUAUGACCAAGAAGAUAGAGAAAGAAUCCCUUGAAUACCUUAAGUCAAAGAACCUUGUAGAUAGUGCCAUGAUUAACACCUUCUUGGUCCAAUACCUUCGUCAUGGAGACGACCCUGCUAUUCAGAGGCAGAUGCUUCUUGCUAUGUCUGGCAUUCUUAACUUUACAGAGAAAGAGAAGCAAAUUAUUGGGUUGGUAGAGAAAGAUGAGAAUUUUGAUAAUAUCUAUAUCGGUGCCAAAUUUAUUGAUUUCAUUAGUGAAAAUGAGAAAUUUGGCUUAUUUGAUUAGAAGACCAGUAAGAUAUUGAAGAAAAGUUACCUUGAUAAUAAUGCGAUGAAAAGUAAAAUGGUUCAAUUUUGAAAUGU